Molecule: messenger RNA, 1161 nt
Organism: Penicillium alfredii
Lineage: Eukaryota; Fungi; Ascomycota; Eurotiomycetes; Eurotiales; Aspergillaceae
Exons: 2
Coding region: 1-1161 (386 amino acids)
Source: RefSeq, a predicted model, not a curated record
AUGUCUCAAGCACCGCCCACCUUCACCCCAGACAGCGAAUUCGCUGAGCUAGAGACACCCCGCGGACCCAUCAGUGGGAGCUUGUCGAUAACUGCACUAGCCCGGUUCGAGUUUGAAGCUGGAAAGGGAAAUGAUGGCACUAAAAUCUUGAUGAUCGAGUGGGAGGACGACGACCUCACUCGAUCUACGUUGGAGGGGUCGUGGCAUGUCUCCUGGACUGGCAAGACAACAGUGCUCCCCGCCAAUGACCGGCCAAGUGAAAGCCUACGCCGAUUUUACUUUUUGUUGCCGCCAAAUGUAACCAUUCCGCCGGUGGUUACGCUCUCAUACGAAUCCCGGGCCGCAACAACGGAACAAACAGACACCGCGGACACUACAACCUCGACCCCGCCCUCAAAACCCCGCGAUACCUUCCAGCUUAAUCCCCUGCCCGCCAUCUUCCCACCGGAACUGGGUGCGACGGGCCGGGCGGCCGGCAAGAAAGGUGUAUUGCACACGAUCUGGGCGAAGAAGCGACUGCGGGUGCUGGAGCAGGAGAUCCACGACGAGUGUCUGAACAAUGCCGAGGGAAUCGCGCUGCACAUGGUCGUGCAGGAGAAGGAGUGGAUCGAGACGAACUUUGGCAUCACGUCGCGUGCCGUUGAUACCGUCGCCAGCAGCCACGACUCGUCGACUUCGUCGUCGGUGUAUCCCACAGGGCCGGCCACCCCAGUGUCGCCCAUUAGCGGACGCAAAUUGACAGAUAAGCUCAAGGGAUUGAAGCUGCAGACCAGCGAGAAGGAUUUAUCUGCGAAGGCUGGCCCCGGCCCCAACACCGCACAUCUCCUCUCCCCGCAGUCCCCCGACGUCGCGGUCUCAUCAUUCAGCUCGUUCCGCAACAUCGCCAGCCGCCCCAUGCACUCGAUGCUGACCCCCGACACCAACCCCACGCCGACGCCCAGCUCCCACACUAACCCCUCUGGCCCGGACUCGCUCAAGACCGUGGCGCACCACCCGCCCGAGUCCGUCCAGGAAGCCCAGCAAACCAGCGGGCCGGGCGGGUUCGCGGCGAUGGGAUCGAUCACGCGCACAACGAGCGCGGAGUCCGGUGAGGAUCUCUUCGCCAAAGCGUUGAGUCCGCGCUCGCCGGAUCUGCCACGGAGCCCAUUCUCGUUCGCUUGA